Musa acuminata AAA Group (dessert banana) is the source of this 604-nucleotide messenger RNA. Its product is annotated as protein transport protein Sec61 subunit beta. Gene Ontology annotation, cellular component: Sec61 translocon complex; membrane. The transcript has 2 exons. The record is from RefSeq and is a predicted model, not a curated record. Gene Ontology annotation, molecular function: guanyl-nucleotide exchange factor activity. Lineage: Eukaryota; Viridiplantae; Streptophyta; Magnoliopsida; Zingiberales; Musaceae. Gene Ontology annotation, biological process: post-translational protein targeting to membrane, translocation; SRP-dependent cotranslational protein targeting to membrane, translocation. Bases 42 to 362 code for a protein of 106 amino acids.
UCUCGCAAGCCUUUCGGUCAAUAUCGAUCCACCGAUCGGAGAUGGCCAGGGGGAGCUCGCAGUCGCAGACGGCGGCCUCGGCGGGGGGCGGGGCGCGGCCGGCCGGGGCGGUGCCACGUGGAACGCCGGCAGCUGCGGCGGGGAUGAGGCGCCGGCGGCUGGGCGGGGGCGGAGGGGGUGGCGGCUUCGCUGGCGGCGGCCCCGGUGGGGGGGCCAACAUGCUUCGGUUCUACACCGACGACGCGCCAGGGCUCAAGAUGACGCCUACGGUGGUGCUUGUGAUGAGCCUCUGCUUCAUCGGCUUCGUCACCGCGCUCCACGUCUUCGGCAAGCUCUACCGCCACCGGGCCGGCGGGGCUUGAUCCGACACUUCCGCCGCCUCCCGAUCCAUGGGCAUUCGCAGCUAGCCAACAUCUUUGUAUACUUUCCUUCCAAGUAUAAUUAUGUUUGAAGUGUACUCUGCUUGAACCAGUCUUCACAGGCAACCACAACAAUGAAGAAUUGUAAAGGUUAUCAAAAGGUUUGUCUCCUUCAGAAGUUUACUUGUGCCAAUUAAACCUUGCAUUUACAGCUCAAUACAAGUUUCAUUGUUGGUUGUGGUUCA